AUGGCAGGAACAGCACCUCUUGACCUGGGGAACCUAUUCUCCGCCAGGGGAUUGGUAGCCCUCGUCACCGGCGGUGGCACUGGAAUUGGCCUGAUGAUGGCCCGCGCCUUGGCCGAGGCCGGUGCGCACCGGGUCUACAUUGUCGGCCGUCGGGUCGAGGUCCUGCAAGCCGCCGCGGCAUCCAUCGGCAAGCCCAGUGUUAUACCGCUCUAUUGCGAUGUGACCUCCAAGGUGAGCCUCGAGUCUGUUCUCUCCGUGGUAGAGACGGAUGUCGGCUACUUGAACCUCCUUGUCUGCAACUCCGGCAUUGGAGGACCGCAGGCGAAGCCGCCCACGCCAGAGACUUCUCUCGAGGCCUGGCGUGAAGCCCAGCUCGCAGUGGACCCCGAGGAGUACACCAAUACCUUCAGGGUGAACUGCACGUCUGUGUGGUAUACGACCAUGGCGUUCUUGAAGCUGCUCGACAAUGGCAACAAGAAGGGCAACGUGGAGCAGCCGAGUCAAGUGGUCGUCACGAGUUCCAUUGCUGGCUUCAACAAGAAGGCGCCGGGAGGAUAUCCAUAUGGCUCCUCGAAGGCGGCGGCAACGCAUAUAGCCAAGCAGCUGUCUCUUGUUCUCCCGACGUGGGGUAUCCGCGCCAACUGCAUUGCUCCAGGAUUAUUCCCGAGUGAGAUGUCCGCCCCGAUCGUCCAAGCAGCAGGUGGUUCUUCUGGCGGAGGCGAAGGCUACAUCCCCUUGGAUACCUCUAUUGUCCCGCUUGGAAGGAUGGGUGACACUCAAGACCUUGCGGGCGCCAUGUUGGCUGGUCGAAUCCCCCGGCUCAUUCUCUACGUCAUUCUGAGCGACUGA
This is a messenger RNA of Phaeoacremonium minimum UCRPA7, 849 nucleotides long. RefSeq names its product putative rhamnolipids biosynthesis 3-oxoacyl- protein. The record is from RefSeq and is a predicted model, not a curated record. The coding region runs from base 1 to 849 and encodes 282 amino acids. Gene Ontology annotation, molecular function: oxidoreductase activity. Lineage: Eukaryota; Fungi; Ascomycota; Sordariomycetes; Togniniales; Togniniaceae. The transcript is spliced from 5 exons.